GCAACGCAAGAUGGCGGACACCUUGCUAAUUCGAGCUUUGAAAUCAAAACCAAAGGCUUUGAAUUUAAGUAAUAAGAAACUCGAUCGUGUACCAAAAGCUAUAGGCAAAUUAGAUUGUAUUAUUCAUUUGCAACUGAAGAAUAAUUCAUUAAAGACACUGCCUUUUGAGUUAAGCUACUUGGACCAGUUGCAGAUUUUGAAUUGUGGGAACAACCAGUUUGAAGUUCUGCCGGAUGUCAUAGAACAUCUGUUUAUGCUUGAGAAACUGCAUCUCUUCAACAACCAGAUCCAUACACUUACCCCUAAAGCACUAACAAAUUUAAGAAGUCUGACCUUUCUCAACUUAAACUCCAAUGCAUUGAAAGUACUACCAGCGGAUAUCUGUAGGCUGAAUAACCUUCAGUUUUUAAGUGUGGACAAGAAUUUGUUGACAGAACUUCCAAUAGAGUUAUGUGCCCUGACUAGGCUGGAAGAAUUUCACUGUGCAAAUAACCAACUGACUAGUUUACCUCUGGAAUUUGGGUUUCUUAUAAAUCUCGAGAAACUUCAUCUACAGAAAAACAGAAUAAGAGAGUUGCCUGAAAGUAUAGGAAAGUGUUACAAGCUCAGAAUCCUCGACAUAGCAGCAAAUGAUCUUCGAAUAUUUCCUACAGAACUGCACAGCAUGCCCCUGAAGGAGCUGUUUUGUGAGGAGAAUCCCCUGUUACAACAUAUCCCCGUCCACUCUGUACAGGAAGAAGAGGUCCUAUCAUUGAAGGAAAUUUGUGCCAGGCAUGUCAUGAAGGAACUGAAAGACAGACGCCCUGACAAGAGGUGGUCGUAUUUGCGGCGCUCCAUAAAGCACUACCCACAGAUCCGAGAGAUGCUGGCGCAGGCGUCAAGGUGCGCGGUGUGUGGGGAAUCCUUUCUGAACACUUGGCUAGAAUGUGUGAAAUUCAUCGACGCCAAAUCGGACUUGAAACUGAACAAUCUGAACGGUCUGGUGCCAGUCCGCGCUCUCCUCUGCUCGUACAAGUGUUUUAACGCCAAGGGACACGAUUAUUACGGAGUUGCCUUCCCUUGAUUCUUUGAAAAAUCAGCGCUUUACAAAGACAGUGAUUUUGAAUGUCAAAUAUUUGGCAUGGAGCAAUAAAGUGUUUAAAUUGUUGAUUUUUAAUUAUGACGUCGCCACCAAUGACGUAAUUUCAUAUACGAAAACACUGCUUGAGCAUAUAAACGUUAUUUCAUCAGACGAACACCAGCCUACCAUAUAAAAUGUUUUUUAUAUUGCUCAGGCCGGUGUCCCUACGAUAUAAACUGCAUUUAAAAUUUAGUAUGAUUUAUUUGUUGAAAAAUGUUGAUUUCGUAAUAUGCACUCGUUAACAAUGAACUUAUUGAUAUCGAAAGGGUUUUAAUACAUAAUUUUAGCCUUAUUGUAAUAUCCUUAUACUUGUGUAAAGGAUGAGCAAUUAAGGGAAAUGUUUCGCGGUACAUAGUAACUGUUGCAUGAAUGCAGGAAAUUCGAUUAGAGAUUUUCUAUUUAUAUAAUAUAUACAGAUUCGAGAAUGUAUUGCUUUAAAUAAAUAAAAAAAACGUCGCUGUAUAAUACGCACGCACAAAUAUUUACAAAACAUUUUAUUCAUAAGAUUUUAUACAUACUUAUUUGACGUAAGUUCAUAAUGAUGACGUCACUUGAGACAUAAUUAAUGCUACAAAUACUGUCUAAGAAUGCCAAAACAGUAUUAUAAACCUUUCCACGUGUACAUUGUGCAAUCUGAAUAAUAUUAUGUAGUAACUUCAAGAUGGUUUAUUCAGUGCUGGUGUGUUAUUUGUGUAAACAUGACCUGUUCUUGUCUUAAAUCGCCAUAUACUGUUUCGAGUGGUGAAAGCGAAAAGGUUCUAUCUGCUUCUUUAUUUAAUGUUACUUAGAACCUUUUCGCAUUCACCCCUCGGUUUGCUACCGACCACUUUAAGCUGCACUUGAACAUAUUGACUGUUUUGACAUCUUAUAUUUUUGUCUUGGUAUAAGUCUAUUUUGGCCUGAAUGUCUGAAAACCAGUGAUAUAAGACUGCUGACAAAAGAUCUGUUCGCAGUUUUUAAAUUAUUUGUUUUGGGCUAAAAACGUUACUGACGCUUU
Molecule: messenger RNA, 2117 nt
Organism: Mya arenaria
Lineage: Eukaryota; Metazoa; Mollusca; Bivalvia; Myida; Myidae
Product: leucine-rich repeat-containing protein 69-like
Exons: 10
Coding region: 11-1063 (350 amino acids)
Molecular function (GO): protein binding
Source: RefSeq, a predicted model, not a curated record